CGACUGUGACAGUUCAGUGCAACACAGAGAGAGGAGCAGCACUGCAGAGAUAAACAGAACAGCAUGUUCAAGUUUUAACCAGGAGGUUCAAACGGGACAGAAACCAGGACGUGCAAUUCUAGAGUAAAAGUGUUGAAAUUCUGAAUGGACGCGUGAAAUCUAUUAUUACGAGAUGAAAAAACACAUUGCCACCUCAGACUGCUCUAUUUGGUACGUGUCAACCUAGCUUACAGCCUUCAGCGCUCUCGCCUGUUGCCUCAAGGUACGUUUGAUAAAGUAAAAUAUUAAUAUACCCAAUUAAGACACCACAGUGAUUUGUAUUAUAACAAUUAUCAAUAGUACCAUUUAAAAAAACAAACAAAACCAAAAAAAAAACAACAAAAAAAAAAAAAAAAUCAAAAAACAAAAACACGUUGUAACAGAAAUGGAUUGACCAGGAAACUGAAUCACGAAGGAGUCGAUGAAUAAACCGGGCGUCAUAGAUGAAAUUAUCAACAGCACUACUGUGUAGGGUACAAUAGUACUUGCAAUAUCAUAACAGGCUGCUUCCCAAGGUGUCUCUUGAAAAAAAACAAAAAAAAAAAACGUGUAAAUGGACGUUUCCGACGAAUGCAGUAAAUGCUUAAAUAGGUAGCAAAGAUAUGUAUUUUGAAACCUUUGAAUGACAAAACGAACCUUUUCGUUGGUAACUGAACAGGAAUAUUGAUGGAGUCAUCAUGCUGAUAUAAGCUUGUCUAGCUCAAUAAAACAAAACAAAACAAAAAUACCGAUAGUAAAAAAAAAAAAAAAAAAAAGCUACUAGCAUGUUAAUCGAACUGUUUUGUUUGAUUAGUUCUCGGAAACGCUUAACUGUCAGUUUAAUCCCGUGUGUAAUGAGUGUCAUGGUGUCUAUUUAAAACACAGACACAGUACUUCAAAGGGGAAUGCACAGUUCAGAAACCGGGAGACACACAGACGCAAACAGCUAUUUUGAAACAGAUCAAAUGCUGCGGGUUCGCUUUCCCUUGUACUUUUACAGUCGCGGGACUGAUUAAGGGAGCAGCAAUUAAGCAAAAGCUACCAUCUGACUAAACUCGUACAGAGAUAGCAAGGAAUCAAUCGCUUGACCGUUACUUCAUGUUACAUAAAAUCUAAAGACACAACUGUGCUUCCAAUUUGAGUUGUUUAAAAAUAAAAGUAGAAAGAGAAAACGUUUAACCUAACAAUGACAACAAGGAAACGAUAGUCGCUGCAGGGAACGGGAAGUUAAUAUUGUGGCUAAAUAACCGGAUUCUAUUUCUUACUGUACAUAACUCAACCCACAGGACAUUGGAACCUGCCAGUCAGCCGUGCGGACCUGUUGUUUCCUCUGUCAUAUACCCGAAGAUGGCAGAGAAGCUGAACCCCAAUGUGCUGUAUGUGAGGGAGCCGCGCGAGUCGGUCUCCUCACUGGAUUCUGACCGCCUGACCCAACCCGACGGCGGUGAAGAAUCCUCGGACAGUGACGGGGAGCAGGAGAUCUCGCACAAACUCAUUCGGAAAGUCUCAACAUCAGGACAGAUCAGGGCUAAGAAAAGUGUGAAGGAAGGCCUGCUCCUGAAGCAAACCAGCUCGUUCCAGAGAUGGAAGAGAAGGUACUUCAAACUGAGGGGGAGGACUCUCUAUUAUGCCAAGGAUUCCAAGUCUUUGAUAUUCGAUGAAGUGGAUCUGUCGGAUGCCAGUGUUGCAGAGACAAGCACAAAGAACAUUAACAACAGCUUCACAGUGAUUACUCCAUUUCGGAAGUUGAUCCUCUGUGCAGAAAACAGAAAAGAAAUGGAAGACUGGAUCAGCACACUGAAAUCUGUCCAGAAAUGGGAGAUUUAUGAGGCCAGCCAGUUUAACAUGGAGCAUUUCUCUGGGAUGCAUAACUGGUACGCCUGCUCUCACGCGCGCCCCACCUUCUGUAAUGUCUGCCGGGAGGUUCUGUCUGGGGUCACCUCGCACGGACUCUCCUGUGAAGUGUGCAAGUUUAAAGCCCACAAACGCUGUGCUGUGCGAUCCACCAACAACUGCAAAUGGACUACACUGGCUUCCAUAGGAAAUGACAUAAUCGAAGAUGAGGAUGGAGUGUCCAUGCCUCACCAGUGGCUCGAAGGGAAUCUGCCGGUCAGUGCCAAGUGUGCGGUGUGUGACAAGACGUGUGGGAGUGUGAGGAGGCUGCAGGACUGCCGCUGUCUGUGGUGCAAAGCCAUUGUACACAGCGCUUGCAAGGAGCAGUUUGGAAAAAAGUGUUCCCUGGGUCCCUUCCGUGUGUCGAUCAUCCCUCCCACUGCCCUCAACAGCAUCGACUCCGACGGUUUCUGGAAGGCCACUUCCCCCUCUUGUUCCAGCCCCCUGCUUGUGUUAGUCAACUCCAAGAGUGGGGACAACCAGGGAGUGAAGUUUCUACGCAAAUUCAAGCAGCUACUCAACCCUGCCCAGGUCUUCGACUUGAUGAAUGGAGGACCCCAUCUUGGUUUAAGGCUGUUCCAGAAAUUUGCUACCUUCCGAAUCUUGGUCUGUGGAGGGGAUGGAAGUGUGGGCUGGGUGCUGUCUGAACUUGAUAAACUAGGACUGCAUAAGCAGUGCCAACUGGGAGUGUUGCCACUUGGCACAGGAAAUGACCUCGCCCGGGUGCUGGGCUGGGGGGGCCUGUGUGAUGACGAUACCCAGCUGCUGCAGAUCCUGGAGAAACUGGAACGUGCCACCACAAAAAUGCUGGACAGGUGGAGUAUCCUGACAUACGAGGUGCCAUCAAAGCAGCCCCCUCCAGCCAUUAAACAGGAGGAGAAUGGAGACUCUGCUCUGCAGGUUCAGCUGACCCAGUACUCUGAUUCUGUUGCUUUCCACCUGGCUAAGAUUCUGGAUUCCGACAAACACGCGAAUGUCAUUUCAUCAGCCAAGUUCCUUUGUGGCACAGUCAAUGAAUUUGUUGCUGAGGUGGGGAAGGCUUAUGAACGGGCCACGGAGAACAAAGAAGAGGCUGAUACAAUGGCCAAAAAGUGCACAUUGCUGAACGAGAAGCUGGACUCCCUAGUGAAAACCCUGAGUGAGGAGGCGGACGCAGUGCUCGUGCCCUCUGGCUCCCCUGUGAUGUCCUCCAAAGAGACCAGACAGGGGGGGAAAAAGGAGGAAGACACCCUGCCCAGGAUCUUCAGAUCCAAGGACCAGCUCAUGCUGAGAGCCAAUAGCCUGAAGAAAGCCCUGAGGCAAAUCAUUGAACAGGCAGAGAAGGUGGUCGAUGAACAGAACAGACACACUCAGGUCUACCGGAUAUCUUCCUCUUCCUCGAUGUCGUUGAAGAAAGACAGCAGCGAGGAGUUCAAAGAAAAAGAAGCCGAUGCUCUGCGUCAAGGGACAAUGAGCUCAACCACAUCCUCAAUCUUCUUGGAGAAGUCAGACAGCUUCAGCUCUGUUCAUUUCACUGAGGAUCCCAACUCCAUACAAUGCACUGAGAAGUGUGUCAUGAACAACUACUUUGGGAUUGGACUGGAUGCCAAAAUCUCUUUGGAGUUCAACAACAAACGGGAUGAGCACCCAAAGAAAUGCAGCAGUCGUACGAAGAACAUGAUGUGGUACGGAGUGCUGGGGACCAAGGAGCUGCUUCAGAAAACAUACAAGAACCUAGAGCAGCGAGUGCAGCUUGAGUGCGACGGUGUGCCCAUGUCCUUGCCCAGUCUACAGGGGCUGGCAGUGCUCAACAUUCCCAGCUAUGCCGGGGGAAUCAACUUCUGGGGAGGGACCAAAGAGGACAACUUUUUUGGUGCGCCCUCGUUUGAUGAUAAGAAGCUGGAAGUGGUGGCUGUGUUUGGGAGUAUGCAGAUGGCGAUGUCCAGGGUUAUAAAGCUGCAGCAUCACAGAAUAGCUCAGUGUCGGUCAGUAAAGAUCACCAUCCUGGGAGAUGAGGGGGUGCCCGUGCAGGUGGACGGAGAAGCCUGGGUCCAGCCCCCCGGAAUCCUCAAGAUAGUGCACAAGAACCGAGCCCAGAUGUUAACCAGGGACCGGGCGUUUGAGAGCACUCUGAAAUCAUGGGAAGACAAGCGCAAGUGUGAUAACUACCGGGAUUCACGGCCACGCCUCAACUCACAGCAGUCUAUGGAGUACCUCACUGAGGAGGAGUAUUCACAGCUGCAGCAGUUCGGACAGGCCGGGGACACGCUCAUCAACAAAAUCCGCGAAGCAGCAAAGACCCAAAAGGCGAUUGAGCAGGAACUGGCCCACCCAGUCAAUGCCAGCGCUCUCAUACUGAAUGAAUCCUUCUCAAACAAGGCCAGUACUCCAGAGUAUCUCAGUCGGAAUGCAGCAGUGGAUAUUGUGAACUCUGUCAAGGUUCUACAGCUGGAAACAAAGAUGCUGCUGGAAGGGAAGCUAUUGCAGCUGGAAUCUCCCCAGGAAGAAGGGCUGCACUCUGCACUGAAUAACCUCAGCAACGAGCUGCAGAAAGUAGCAGAGAUCCACUGGAUCACACAUAUCAUCAACUGCACUGAAGAGGAGGGCCCCAGGAGCAGUAGCAAGAGCAGCAUGAAGGUGAAGAUCAUGCCUAAAGCCAAGAGGGAACGAGAGAAGCUGCAGAAGCAGAGAUCCAACAGCUCACUGCCCGGAUCUUGGGAUUAAAAAAAGUGGGUCAUAUGAGGCGGAUUCUCCAGGGAAUUAAAGAAAUGAGCAGCCACUUCUGACGAGGGACAGCGGUGCCACAUUUGCUUCAAGACCCCUCUGCUACAGGGCCCGUCUUCUGGGAGGGCUGAUGUUGCGUGCAGAAGCCUGCCCAUUUCUUUGUCCUGGGAGGAAGAUGGCAAAACAAGGGCAUGGUCACACAUUUUUCUUUGCAAGCAUGUAGUCUCAUAACCAUACAAAGAAGUUUGGGUGGAACUAGGCCAAAGGGCUUCCAGCGCCUCUGAUUCCUGUCAGGCCCUGCAGCGAGGACUCCUUGAAACCCUCCGUUAGGGUCUAACAACAUGACAAAAGCCACAAACCUGACAGAGUCUGUCACUUUCAGCGACUUUCAGGAAUCCCAAGGUCAAAAUAUCUGGGCUUUUGUUUCUUCUCCAUGGAGGGAUACUGUAUAAGCACCUUGAAGAAUGUAUGUGCCGCUGCUGCUGUUUUUGACUGUCUGCUUUGGAACUUGUGUGGAGUUACAGUAAUGUUAGUGCUGCUGCUGCCCUGGUGCACCAGUGUCUUGUGUCUCCUGCAUGGCUUCCCCUAGUGAUGCAAUCUUAGUGACCUGCCAGAUUUUUGCUCGUAGUGUAGAUUGUGGCCCUAUUGUAAUUCUGUUCAAAGCUUAAGCUGAAUGCAGGACCUUGAUAUUAAACCUGAGCCUCACUGACAAUGGUACUAGGCACCAGUAUUGAUAUUUUGAUAUAUCAAUAUCGAUAAUAAUUUCCGUAUCCCGAUAUCGUGGGAUUUAAAACAAAAAUUCACAU
Messenger RNA from Polyodon spathula (Mississippi paddlefish), 5420 nucleotides. Its product is annotated as diacylglycerol kinase delta-like. The coding region runs from base 1366 to 4614 and encodes 1082 amino acids. The record is from RefSeq and is a predicted model, not a curated record. Lineage: Eukaryota; Metazoa; Chordata; Actinopteri; Acipenseriformes; Polyodontidae. The transcript has 28 exons. Gene Ontology annotation, biological process: lipid phosphorylation; intracellular signal transduction; diacylglycerol metabolic process. Gene Ontology annotation, molecular function: ATP-dependent diacylglycerol kinase activity.